Messenger RNA from Acanthopagrus latus (yellowfin seabream), 10112 nucleotides. Its product is annotated as zinc finger protein 1035. Bases 451 to 9378 code for a protein of 2975 amino acids. NCBI's taxonomy places the organism in Eukaryota, Metazoa, Chordata, Actinopteri, Spariformes, Sparidae. The transcript has 3 exons. The record is from RefSeq and is a predicted model, not a curated record.
CGGAUCUGGAUCUGGUGCCGCUAACCACAGCACGACGAGCUGUGUAACAGUAGCUCAUAUCGUGCGGGGGGGAAAACACGACGUUUUUUGGACUGAACGACCCUCGUCGACUCACAGUCCAGAAAGAGAAAAAAGGUCUCCUGACUGUGUUUCCGUAGGGAAGACGGGAGACAUCGGCAAGGAGGAUAGCCGAUUUCUCCGUGUACUGGCAAAGAAAGCCCGAGCUGUAAUGUCCUUCACCGAGGUUUGCUUACUGAACACCGCAACACGGACAAUGUAGCCGAUAAGCCACAAAGGAAAUCUGGCGGUGAGGCAAGCAGGAGCAACGCGGAGCACUGAUCUGGUUUCCAUUCAGAUGCCACCCACAUCUUCCUAGACAGUCCAAGUCCAUGUAUAUCCAAGAAAAGGAGUGUGUAAAAUUUUAGCCCCAGCUUCCAGUCCUUGCAGAGGAUGGCUAAUGGGUGGGAUUCAUACUUCCAAAACCUCCCACCUCUGUCAUCGGAUCCAAGCACUUUGAGAAGGACAUCAGAGUCAGAGGGAAGUCUUUCACAGCAUCUAGAGAACUUAAUUGAUCAUCAUGACUUUCCUGGGACAGUGGCUUCCCAUGAAGCCCCUGCAACAAACUCGAACUUCAGCACAAACUAUUACUCAAAUCCAAGCGUCGGAAAUUCCAACUCAGACUGUGUAUAUCAAACAUACUACAAAGAAACGUCAUGGCAAGCUGAUGGAGAGCAAAUGGAAAAAGAUUACUUGUCAAGAUGUGGAAAUGGUGAUAUAGAUUUUACCACAGAUGAAUUACAGACUUCUGAAACAUUUCCUGAAUCUUUCGCAGCAGAUUUACAGGGACUUAAGCAAGACUGUGGAAUACUAGCUUCUUCAUUUCUUGAGGACUAUUCAGAUGUCAGCAGCUGCUCUGAUGCAGAUGCUGGCGAAACAAGGCCCUCUUGUAAAUUCAUGGCGGGUAAUUUAGUUUCAAAACCUAAAAAAGAUGACACUAUAAAACACAGCUCAUCGGAAUGGCUUUUUGCUCCUACCAGAAAUAUGAUGUUUUCGACUGAGAAUCCAUGCCCUAAUAUGUCACAGAAUAAUGAAACUUUGCCCAGUCCGUUAAAUGUGACAGCGGGUGAAAAUAAAACUGAAAGUGCACAAGACAAGAUUGAAAGUCAAGAAAACCCUGUCAAAUCUUAUGCAGGACACAAUCAAUACUCUACUACUUCUAACGUGACAACUACAGGGAGUGAGACUGUAGAGGAAAGAAAUGUGUAUGAUGGUUGUGAUGAUAAGACACAAACGGAACAUGUAGAGAAAGAUCUCACUCAAGGAAUUUAUUCAAACAUCUCGGCAAGUCAGCUUGAAAACUUGACUGGUGAUGCAAUCGAGAAGUAUCCAGACUGCAAUGAGGAGGAGCAGAUUCCCAUCAUUUCUCAGAAUGUCGAGGCCAUGUUUGAGAAUAAGCAAGAUCACUUGGAUAAAAAAGUCAGAAGAAAAGACUUGAAGGAAUCAUCUGACCAAGAAAUAGAGGGAUUUGAUAAUGCUACCUCUACAGAUGAUCAAGAUAGAAAUCUGAGAGAGAACGAGCAGGACAAAAGUGAGGUCCUAAAGGGGGAAAGAAAAGACUCAGGUUCAUUAAAAAAUGAGAAUUUGGAUAAGCAAACAUCUCUUAAUCCUACCUCUAUUGGUUGUCAAGAUGAAAAUAGGGACACUGACUCUCAGGAGAGAAAAACUCAUUCAAAUAUCUCUCAAUCUGCAGAUCCACAAGGUAUAAAUGUGUCUGAUUGUAAAGAUGUUACUCAUGGAAUGAGGGAAUGCACAAAAACCUUGACGAGCAACAGCCAUGAUACUGAAUCCUGUUUGCAGUUAUCUGGGUGUCAAUCUUCCGAAAGUGUUGCUCGGGACAAUAUUUGUUCACGCCCUGCUGUGAUGACUGAUGGUCUUGUCAGUGAAACUUGUGACAAGAAUGAGCAAAGUGCUAAGCAAAGCCAUUCAGAUUUGUACUUGGAACCAAAUGGCUCCAACACAGAUCCAAGUCGUUAUGGGCCUGCCGUCACUAGCAACAGUGUUUCUGUUGAUACUGGAGAUAAGCAAAGUAUUGCUAACCCUGUAGACUCCUGCUUACGGCAAAAUACCUCCAGCACAGACAUAGUUACCUGUCUAGAAAAUGAAAUGACAACUGCUAUGCCUUUUCUAGAUCCAGGUUGUAAUGGUCCUGGUGUCACUAGUGAAAGUCUCUCUGUUGAUACAAGUGCCAAGGACAAAGAAGGUGCUGGUACCCUUGUAGUGUCCUGUGUACAGCAAAAUGGUUCCAGUACAGACAUAAGUCCCUGUCAAGAAAAUAAAAGUUCAAGAAUAAAGGAAACCACAACCUUGCCUACCGAUCCAGUCAGGACCAGUGACAGUACAGAGCAAAGUCUUAACAGUUUAGAAUUGUGCUUGCAGUCAAACACCACAAGCACAGACUUAAAUCCCUGUCCAGAAAAGAAAUGGACAAGACCAGCAAAGGAUACAAAUUCAACCUCCUGUCUAGAUCAGCAACAGUCACUACAUGAAAGUCCAUUGGCCACAGAACCACAAAGUCUGACUGAAGAUUUUGCUGAAAAUGCAAGAGAGUCAUUUGAAGAGCUGGCCACAUAUACAGGGGAACCAUCAGUACCUGGCUUGCUGUACGGUGAACCUCUGUCAAGAGAAGACUCGUCUUGUGACACUGAUGAAAUACAACUCGAUGUAAGUCCAUGUAAAAAUACUUCUUUUGCUAGACUUGACACUAAAAGCAUUCACUCAGAAGGACAAGCAGCUCAUCUAACAUCUUCUAAACAAAUGAGAAAACGUCUACAGCCGGUUGUUAUACUGCAAACCGAGGCAAUAAAUGUAAUGAGUAACUCUUAUCAUUGCACAGGUUGCCAACAUACAACCCACAAUGUAGAUCAUCUGAUUGAACAUCACCAUUGCUGUCAUUCAGUGCCCAAUUUCGAGUUUUGCAAGACUUGUAAUGUCUACCUGAUGAUAAGCAAUGAAAAAGCUGAAACACAUUUGUGUGGUGUAACCAAGAAAAAGCCUAGGCUCCAUUCUGAUUCCAGCCUAAAGAAGAAAACAAAACGCUAUGGCGGCCACAAGUGCAUUAAGUGCAGACUGGUAUUUUCAAAACGAUAUAAAUAUAUCACACAUAUGCGGACACACACUGGAAAAACACCCUAUCAAUGUGAUGGAUGUGGAUUGUAUUUUGCGCAGAGUAGUACCUUGCAAAGACACAAGGUUACACCUGGAAGAUGCAAGCAGCCUAAAUUGCCAGUAACAAAUCCUGAUGCUGUUAAAAGUAAAACUAAACCACCAACACAAAAGGACUUGGUACAAACGAAACAAUCUGCAAAUCUACCACAAAAGGACUUGGUACAAACGAAACAAUCUGCAAAUCUAUCACAAAAGGACUUGGUAAAGACGAAACCAUCUGCAAAUUUGCCACAAAAGGACUUGGUACAGAAAAAAACAUCUGCAAAUCUGCCACAAAAGGACUUGGUACAGAACAAACCAUCUGCAAAUCUGUCACAAAAGGACUUGGUACAGAACAAACCAUCUGCAAAUCUGCCACAAAAGGACUUGGUACAGAACAAACCAUCUGCAAAUCUGCCACAAAAGGAUUUGGCACAGGAAAAACAAUCUGCAGAUCUGCCGCAAAAGGACUUGGUACACAACAAACCGUUUGCAGAUAUGCCUGAUUGUUUUGUGAAGCUUGUUGACAUCUGCAAAACCAAUAUGUGCAAUGUAUGUGGUAAAGGCUUCUCAUCUGCAGUGAAGACCAAAAAGCAUUUCUACGACGUACACAAGGGAGGGAAAUUGGCAAUUUUGCAGAAUCCGACCACAACACUAAGUUGUGAGAAAAGCCAAACAGGAGAGAAUGAGAGAAGAGGAAAACAUAAAUGUCCUCUUUGUCCACGGCUUUUCAAAUACUCAUACAACAGGGCUCGACAUUUGCGUUUCUGUGUCAAAGAGGCAGUAUUUGGUGGCAAGGAAAAAGUUGGUGGUAAAUAUCGGUGCCCGUUGUGUCACACUACCUUCACUUUAUCAUCCAACCGAUAUAGACAUAUUAACACAUUUUGCCUCAGAGAGAGUGUUAACCGGCUUGCAAAAGAGGCACAAUCAAGGCCAAAGACUGAACACAAAACACUGUUGAAGGAAAGUGAGCAGAAAACACAAGCCUUCCCAGCUUUAGCAGCCCGCAAGACCGCACCACGUUACAAAUGCCAUCAUUGUCCAGCAGUUUUUUACCAUCCUUCAGGAAAGUACAGACAUAUGAAGAAGCAUGAGUUGUUUAAACUCACCGGCUCAACUCAAAUGAUAAAGUACAGGAAUUCAGUUUACUCUACCAUGUCUAAACCAGCUGCUUUAAGUAGUACAAAGACUGAAGAGAGUAAGAAUAGCUUAACAUCAGAUGAAGCAAAUAACAGUGUUUCCCUAAGCUGUCAUUUUUGUGGAAAAUGUUUUGCCACCACACAAUCCCUGAAGAAACAUGAGCAUAAUCACAAAGGUGAAAAACCAUACCGCUGUCUGGAAUGUGGAAAAGGAUUCAAGAGACAUGCCUAUCUGAUUGGUCAUAAAAUCGUUCACCAGAGGAGGAUACAAUGCACUGUCUGCAGAAAGAUUCUUCCAACUAUAAGAGAACUGAUCCAGCACAGAAGUACACAUCCUAAAAGGGGAAUGCUUCAAUGCCCAGACUGCACUCUGCAGUUCCAGUAUCCUGCACACCUCCUCCGACAUCUUGACCGCCACAAAGGAAGAAACAAGGAACCUCAGUUUGAAGAGAAAGCACAGUUAAAACCCCAGCAGUCCUUAGAAUCUCUGAAAGAGGAGAGUGAACUAAAACCGCUACAGUGUUCCUUAUGUAAAGAGGUCUUUAAUGAUGCCCAAGUACUAAGAAAACAUUGUCUUACACAUAUAUCUGGGUCCUCAUCGCACCAGUGUCCAUUUUGCAAGCAUAAUUUCAGUACUCGCCGAUAUUUGCUGCGCCACAUGAUCAAACAUACUGGAGACAAACCCUUUUCCUGCACUAACUGUGGAAAACAGUUUUACCGUGGCUUGUACCUUAAACUUCACAGUGAGCAGUGUUUGCCUCCCCAAACCACACAUCCUGGUAAAAUGGAGUCCAAGCCAAAGGGAUCUCAUAAGUGUUCCUACUGUCCACGGGUGUUUACCAAGAAAAUGCGGCUGAAAAAUCAUCACCGUGGGCACAAGGCAAACUCUCUGCUAGUGUGCGAAAAAUGUGGGCAGUACUUUGGAUAUACAAAACUAAACCAGCAUCGAAAGAACUGCGAGGGAAAAGAGCUCAACACUAGUGUAUCUCCUAAUGGCAAUUCCAGUUCCAGCAGCUCUCAGACAAGCCAGGAUGUCCGUAAAAUGCCUUUACAGUCCAAUGCAACAAAGAUGCUUCAGUUUAAAUGUCCUUACUGUCCACAUAAGUACCGGUUCAAGUCUAUACUCAUGAGGCAUCUUGUUUCACAUACUGGUGUCCAGCCAUAUGCAUGUGUACACUGUGGCCACAGAUAUAGAACUCAGACAGCAUGUUUGCAGCAUGAAGCUUUCUGUGAUGGUGUUUACAAAGAAGGGCAGUCAAAAAUCAAAAGUGAUUCGGCUAAACAAUUGUCAAACAUGCCUACUCUCAGAGACGCAGCGCAAAAGCCCAAAGCAGAAGGUGUUGCUGAGUUCAAGUGCAAAUUCUGCACCAAGACUUUCAUGAAGCCACGAAACCUGAGACGUCAUAUUUUGACACAUAACGAAGUGAAGCCUUAUCGCUGCAAAGCUUGUGACUGCUGCUUUUCAAGGUAUGAUCAUUUAAAAGUACAUCAGGGUCGUUGUAAAGGGAAAAGAUCAAGACUUGAAGUCUGCAUUCCCAAAAUUAGUUUGGAGGAUGUUGGCAAGGGUUGGCAAAGUAAGUUUGGCAUUGAGACUGCUGAAAAGCAAGAGACCUUUGAGUGUGAAGUCUGUUCAAGGAGCUUCCCUACUCAGUCUAAACUUUCCCGACAUAACACUUUGUUCCAUGUCACAAAAUUAUUCAAGUGUCAUGUCUGUGGCUCAUCAUUCUCUCAUGAAAAAACUCUGAAAAAGCAUAGGAAGAUGAGAAAAUGCAGAAAGGUCUCCAAAGAGAAAAAUGCUUCUCCAUCACUGGAAACUAAUCCCCCAACAGAAAAUGUGACUAAAUCUAUUGAUGUGGCGAGAAAUCGAAUUCUUCAGAGAAUCCAGCCUCACUUUAACAAAAAGUACAAAUACGAAUGCAGUUAUUGCCCCCGUGCUUUUCAACACGGCCAUCAGUUAGGUGUGCACAUCCGCCUGCACACAGGCGAGAGGCCAUUUGCCUGUGAUUAUUGUGGUCUGAGAUUUAUUAGGAAAGACUAUGUGCAGCGUCACAUCCCAAAAUGCACCAAAAAACCAAAGCAAAAUAAAGUGCUUUGUGACAGAUGUGGAAGGUUUUUCCCGCAAGUCAAGAUUGCAAAUCACAAAAAAAGUUGCACUUUGCCAUCAAGCUUAUCAAAGUCGACAGCUGGCCAAGAGCAGCAGUCAGCCUCAGAAAGCCCACCAAAAGGCUUCUCUUGUGCAUACUGUAGUUCCCGUUUUUUGUUAUUUUCCCAGCUCCAAGAGCAUUUUUUAAAUGCACACAAGAUGGAAACAAUGGUUCCGCCAGUGUCUACUGCUCCCCUUCAACACCAUCUGUCAAAUAUACCAGACAUCAAAGAGGAGCCUGCAGAUGUGAGUUGUGACAAACCAGUUAGUGAUGGUGCUAAUUCAAUCUGUAAACUAGAUGCAGCUUCUGACAGAGGGAUCACUAAACGGUUUCCCUGCCCAGAGUGCAAUAUGUCUUUUGUGAGUAAAGCUGGACAAAUGGGUCAUAUGCGUGUGCACACAAUGGAGCCUCCGUUUAAAUGUAAAACAUGCAAGAGAGGCUUCUGGAAUAAAAGUCUCCUCCGUAAUCACUACAGGAAAUGUAGAUUUGGAAAUAUUUCAAAUAAGAAUACAUGCCGACAGUUGGAGGUUCCUUUAAAAGCAGAGAUUGAUUUUGCGCUGACUGACAGUGUUCUCUUGUUCAAAGAGGGCACUGAUACAACUGGCACUGGGAUUGUGCAGACCAACUUCUGCAAAGAGGAAGUUAUAGAUGAAUCCCCACAGCAUUCAGAAGGAAAUGAGGUGCAAGUCGGUUCAAGCAAAGAGAAGAAAGCUGAGCAGUACCAAUGUUCUGAAUGUGAUAAGAGCUUCACAGAUGGCUUAAUGCUCAUAAGUCACCUUGAGGACCAUGGAAGACAGGAACAAGAGAAAAAGCGCAAUACAUGUCAUCAGUGUGGGCGGGUGUGCACUAGUCCAGGAAAUCUUGUAAAACACCUGAGAACACAUGGAAUUGAGAGGAAGUACUCAUGCCCUUUUUGCAACAAGAUGUUUGAGAACCAAACUGAUUUUGAAAGUCACAAAUCAUGCCAUGACCCAAGUAGACCUUAUGCAUGUAAACUCUGCUGUCAAAGGUUUUCGGUGAGAACAUCUUUAUGUGAUCAUUACAAAGACACUCAUCCAGAUGAUGUAUUUACUUGUCAAUUCUGUAACAAAGCCUAUUCAGUCAAAAAAUCACUGGCAAGACAUGUUAAAAAAUGGCAUCAAAAAGAGAAGAAGAAUCUAGGGAGUAAUGUACAGGAAAAGAGGAGUGCAGACCAAUCCAGCAGUAAAAUCAGUACAACUGGUGAAAGUGAGGAGGAGGAAAAUAAUGGCACUGAAGACAGCGACUCAGACUCUGCACCAUACUUCCCGUGCCACGUGUGCGGCAAGACAUUCUCAACAUCAGAAAGUCUUGAGGAUCAUCAGCUCUGUCACCUGGGUGAAAAACCCCAUGAAUGUGCAGAAUGCGGCAGAUGCUUUUUCCAGGCAUCCCAGUUGCAGCAGCACCAACGAAUGCACAAGUCUGAAUUUCAGUGUCAGGCAUGCGGCAGGGGUUUUGUCUCUCUCUUUGCACUUCGUAAACACAAGCAUACUCAUGGGAAGAGCCGUCCAUACCGUUGUCCAAAGUGUGACUUCAGUUUCACAGGACCCUCACAGUUAGCAGAACACAUGUCCUCCCACCGUGAAGAAAGCUUCCCAUGUGACAUAUGCAGUCGAGUGUUUCGCUCAAAGAGUAGCAGAGCAGAGCAUCGGAAAAGCCACUCCAAGUCAAGUGACCAUCACCCGUGUUCAGUUUCAGAGGAAGAACAUAAAAAAUCUGCUUCCCUCCCUGAAAGCUCAUCGGUAUCAAACGAAGAACUGAAAUAUUGUUGCGGCAUUUGUGGUGAGCGUUUCAGAGACCGAGAGUUUCUCUCCGAGCAUGGUUGCAUGGCAGCCAAAGAGCGACCAUACUCGUGCCCUGUCUGUGAUAAACAUUUUCUGCAUGAGUCUCACCUGAAAAAGCACAGGGCCACUCAUCAACAAUCCUGGUCUAGAAGUGAAUAUCCAUGUUAUCAGUGUAACAAUAGUUUCUCCUCCUCUCAGGAGUUCCUCAGCCAUCUUAACACCCAUGUUGAUACUGUAGAAGGAAUUAAAUCAAAGACUGAAGAUGGUUGUCCUUCACAUGUUUUCAAAUGUCCAGUUUGCCAUCAGUGUUUUGCCAGUGCCACUGAAUUGAUCGGUCAUUUUUCCAUGCAUCCUGACGGUGCAUAUGGAUGCAAAAUUUGUAAAAUAACCUUUUCAUCUGAAAGUAAGCUUAAAGAACACGAGCAACGUCAUCUGACAUCCGCUACUGAAUUUGAAUGCACAGAAUGUGGCCAGAGCCAUCUGGGAAGCGUUGCUUUCCUUCAGCACAGCUGUUCCCAUCAACAACAGUCAAAAACAGGGAAUGAAUACUCAGAUCCAUCAGCUAAGACUUCCCUUCCAUCUUAUCGUCAAGCACUGGGAGAGGAGGAGGAGAUUGAUGUUACAGGCGAGGACUUUUACUAUUGCCCCGUUUGCUCAAAGCAGUUCUCGUCAAAAAGUGGCCUCUUGGAGCAUCAAAAUAAACAGCACCCAAAUGAGAAGCCAUUCAAAUGUGAGCUUUGUGGAAAAUCAUUUGCCUUGAGGCGGUACCUCAGAGAACACAUGCGUAGGCAUCGUCAAAAAUCUGUUGCUCAAUCAGCAGAAAUAAAAAUCAGAUGUAACCAGUGCCACACUGAAUUCAGUUCACCCCAAGAACUGAAUUUGCAUAUGAGAGUACAUCCCACCAUUGCAGUUGGACAGCACCGCUGUGAUAUGUGCUACAAGUCAUUCAACCACUUGUCGCUCCUUAAGCAGCACCAAGAAAGUCAUGUUGGUCAAGUUGUAUAUGAAUGUGACGAAUGUGAUAAAGCCUUUGCUUUCCCUCACCUACUGGAAGAACAUCAACUGACUCAUGCUGGGUCCGCUCAGUAACGGUUGUUAUAUACCAUCUACCUUAUCCUCCCUUUGAAAAACUGACUAAAGUAACGUGAAAUCCUUUUCAUGCCUUACAUCUGAUUGUGUACCUCCACUUGUAAUCCCAAUUUAGAUUCAAUUUGUAUUUUUUGCCCUUGUUACAUACUUAAACAUCUCUUGGCUUCUGUCGGUAUGACAAAGAAGCCUGGUGUGAGUUUCUAUUACACUGUAUAUAUUUUUAGUUCUAAUGUUGGAAUUUGUAUACCGUAAAAUAGUCACAUAGUUUCUUGACAGUGUUUGUAAAUUUGACAACAUUAUGUAAAGCUGUGCAACGUUUAUAUUAAGUGAUAUUCUGUGUGAUGAACACAGACUAAGCAUGAAAGGACAAGCUGUGUCUUGGAUAAAGGCUGAAUUUCUUUUGAUCGAAUGCGAUCGAUUUUUAUGUUUUGAGAAUGAUUUUGAGACCGUUUUUAGUCAGUUUUGUUUACAAUAUGUAAGAUUCAAACUGGUCAUUUUAAUCUAUUGCUAUUUUCUAUGACUGUACAUGUACUAUAGAUAAUUUUGUAAUUUUCAGUUCAACAUUUCCCUGUGUAUAUUAUGGGUUGCCUUUUUGAUAUUGAUAAUUAUCUUGUACAGACAUUUGCAAAAUGUUCUAAUUGAAUAUUCUUUUCACAACCCAAGGAUGUUACUUUCUUAAAAAAUUUGAGUUGAUGCAUUCAGUUAAGGAAUAAAUUCAACUAGAAAAUCUCAAA